This is a messenger RNA of Exserohilum turcica Et28A, 882 nucleotides long. RefSeq lists its product as uncharacterized. Gene Ontology annotation, cellular component: nucleus. The coding region runs from base 1 to 882 and encodes 293 amino acids. Gene Ontology annotation, biological process: regulation of transcription by RNA polymerase II. The record is from RefSeq and is a predicted model, not a curated record. Gene Ontology annotation, molecular function: cyclin-dependent protein serine/threonine kinase regulator activity. NCBI's taxonomy places the organism in Eukaryota, Fungi, Ascomycota, Dothideomycetes, Pleosporales, Pleosporaceae. The transcript has a single exon.
AUGCAGCUCUCACCGCUUGCGAACCCGUUGGCAACCGUAGCCCAACUCGAAACGUCCGGCUCGCAACUCGAUGGCAUCCCACCCGAUCUCGAAGACUCGAUACGCUUCGCCGGCGCAAGACUUACCCAAGCAGCUGGGAUACUGUUGCGGCUACCGCAAGAAGUGGUUGCGCAGGCCAUUGUCAUAUACAUGCGAUUCUGGCUCGGGCCUGAAGGCGGAAGUCUUGCAGAGUUUGGUGCAGAGCAGGUCUCAGCAGCUUCGCUGUACCUCACCACCAAGCUGUCUGCAUACCCCAAGUCGGCACGAAGCCUCGUCAACGUAUACGCAUACCUCGAAUCGCUUCCCACAACCUUCUUCAGCACGGAAGAUCUCCAGCAGAAGCAGGACGCGCUCGAGUUUUACGUCACCGAAGGAACCUACGAGCGCCGGCGCGCAAGCCUCUUCGCCGUUGAGCAACGCAUUCUGCGCGCCCUCGGCUUCAACGUGCAGGUCCAGCUGCCUUAUACACUCUGCAUAACCUACCUCCAAGCCCUCGAUACUUUUGCACAUCCCCGCGCACCAGAACUCGCCAAACGCGCAAUAGCACACCUCAAUACCGCCCUACUAAGUCCCCAGUGCCUGUACUUGACGCACCAGCCACCGGCGCUGGCUACCGCAGCAAUUUACCUAGCGGCGCGAGAGACGGGCAUCAAAAUGCCAGAAUGUGAAUGGUGGGAGGUGUUUGAUACAGACAGAGAAGUGCUAGGGUUCUUGUGCGUGGGUAUGCUGAGUCUGGAGGGCUUCGCCCAGGAAGAAAAGAAGAGGUGGGAAGGGAGCAAGGUCCCGAUGAGUGUUGAAGGUUUGGAAAGGGAAAUGAAGAGGAGGAAAGAGGUAGAGGGUUAG